Molecule: messenger RNA, 1841 nt
Organism: Oryza sativa Japonica Group (Japanese rice)
Lineage: Eukaryota; Viridiplantae; Streptophyta; Magnoliopsida; Poales; Poaceae
Source: RefSeq, a predicted model, not a curated record
GGAACCCUAAAAGGAAGGGGAAGCCGGAGCCCCCAUCCCAAUCUCGAUUCGCCACUCCCAUCCCCGCCGGCCGCCGCUGGCCCCUUUCCCCUUCUCCGACCGGACCGCGCUCCUCAGGGCAGGGCAGGACGCGCAAUCCACUGCGGUCGCAUCUGUUUGCUGGAGACCCAAACUUUUAGGCGUCGAGACUCCAUCCCAGUCUGACUUCCUGCUCCGACCGCGCGCCUCAAGGAAGCUUUAUCUCGGCUCGGCUGGCUACAUCUUCUGUUUGCUGCUGCUGCUUAUUGGAGCUGGAACUUGGGAGUUGCUGAUCGACUCUGAAGAUGGGCCUGUCGCGUCGGGCUAAGAAUCUCAUCGUCGACGUCCCCUUCCAAGGCGCCAAAUGGCUACGCUGCGUCGAUCUGGCAGGCCAGCUGUUCGGUAACACCGCUACACCACCACCACCAACAACAAUCGCACAUGGAUCAGAGUCAGCAGCUGUGCAAGAAGACUACACCUCUCAGACACUGGUGUCCGACUCCUGUAAUCCCAAGAAGAAGGCAGCAGGCUUAAAGAUGGAGAGGAUUCGGCUUCCCAGACCCAUCCUCAAGUUUUGUUCUACACAUGGAUCCGACCAGAUUUCUCUCGACUGCUUCCCCCUUGUAGAUCGCAAGGUGGUAAUAGCGGACCACACCAGGCGUAUGUUCCUUUGUGACGCCGACACGCGCGCCGUGGUGAGUAUCCCAAACCUCCACAAGCCCAAGUCACGGCCCAUCUCUCUAUUCAUCCCAAGUACUGCUGAUGCCAAUGACCAUCCCAGCGUUGGCGGUGGCAGCCUCUAUGUCAUGGAGAGGGUUCCUGAGCCAGAGAAGGGCGAUGUGAAGCUGAGUGAUCAGUUUGAGGCCUUUGUGUGCAGCAACAUCUUUGAGGGCCCAUGGAACUGCCACCUCCUCCGGCCACCGCCAUUCGUCUCUGAUCGUACCUGCUGCUUCACCUACCCCAAGAUCACAUCCUAUGCAGUGGUCGGCUCUAACAUCUGCAUAUCCCACAACAGCUGCAACGCAACCUACUGCUUGGACACAGCGAGAAACACAUGGGAAGUCGGUAAUGGGAAUCUACCCUUGUAUGGCAAGGUUGUGUAUGUCCCUGAGCUCAAGCUCUGGUUUGGCUUCUCGACUGAGGCCAGGACCAUGUCGCCGUUGGCUGCUGCUGAUCUCUCCACCAUGGACUCCCACUCCCAGCCACAACUUAUUGGCGAUUGGAAGGAAUUUGACCCACCUAAGGGUUGGCUGGAAUCACAUGAUCCGCAGCUUGUCAACCUGGGCUCGGGCAGGUUCUGCAUUGCAAGAUUCUUCCGCAUUGUGUCUAUGGACGACGGUGAAAUAAUUGACAGGAUUGAAGUCUUCACCGGUGUGGAGGUGUUGCCGGUUGGACACGACGGCGAUGGCAGUGGAAAUACCAAACUUAAGCUUCGAAUGAAAAAGAACAAGUCGCUAUGCCACGUGUCUAAUGGCACCGUCAUCGCUGAUAUCUUCUGAAUAAUCUUUCAACACCCUGUUCUACCCAUCAUAAUGUAUGAUCUGAAUAACUUUUGGAGUUGACACUAUAUAUUAUCUGUUAGUUAUUGUUAUUAUUGGUUAGUUCAAAUGGAAGGAGGGAGUAUUACGUAUUGUCUCCUGCAACGGGACUGCAAAACCUGUUUGGUCAAAUACAAUUUUGAAUCCAGUAUGGAUUGUUGUUGCAAGGGAGAGCACAAAGUGAAGCUGAGAAUCAGGGUUGCAAGGUCCUCGAUCGAAGCAGAAUUUCAGAAUAUAACCAGACAAGACAGGAUAUUGAUCUAAAUUAAGAACUGAUGUUGGCAA